UUUAAAUGAGUUUGUAUUAAGCGAUGUGAUUCCUUCUUGACUUAAAAAAGAGUUUUUUUUAUUUAAGGUAUUAAAUAAUGUAGUGUUAAAACUUCUGAAACAUAACCGAUAAUGAUGGAAAAAAAAUCAAACGGUGAAUAUGAUCACGGACCGACAUUAACGAAACACGGCAACAACAUUUUCUCAGCCUUUAAUUCAAUAGGUAAAAAAUUUCGACGUUUAAAAAAUGCUCAUUUUGCUGACUAUUUCAAAGCAGACGUGACGACGAAUACUGAAUUACCAAGUGAAAAUUUACCAAACGAUAAUAAAAGAAAAAAUGUUAUAAAACGUUGGUCAAGUUUAAGUAGAAUAAAAGAAAGAAAUGAAAAAAAGAACAACAGUAAAUCUCAAAUAAAUAUAGUUCAGUGGUCCUCUAACGAGUCUGUUGCAGAACCAAAGUCCAAAAAAUUUAAUUCUUUAAAACUUUCACGUGGUUACACUUUGUUUCCUCCAGAUUAUGAAAAUGAAUCCCCAGUAAAAGCUUUUAAUGCUAACGAUUGCUCAAUAACUGUCGAAAAUACAGAAAAAGAUAUUGAAAAUGACGUUUGUUGCUUAGACUGUAAUGAAACAUAUAUUGUUCCAUACGAAGACAAGUUAGAUAAUGAAAAACAAUCUGACAUUAACAAUACGUGUUGUUCUGUAUUAUCAUUGCAGGAUUUAUCUGAAAGUGAUGGAUUUAAUGAAAUAACUAUAGAAAAAUGUAAUUGUUUUGCAACGGAUAACAAUAAAAAUAUUAUAAAUCAAACUCAUACUGACUUUAUAGAUUUCCCACUAAUAGAAAUACCAAAAACUUUGAGAACUAGUUCUUUUCAAAAUAUCAAGUUUCAACCUUUUGAACAUUCUAAAGAUCGAUACUCGUCAACUCCUGUAUUAGUUAAUAGGCCACCACUUCCGCUGGUUCCCAAGCCAAUAAACAGAAGGAACAAAGCUUUAAAUUACAAUUCAAAAGAAAAUCUUACAUCAGAUGUUUCACAAGACUUUUGUAAUUUAAGAGGAAAGGAUUCUAAUCUUAAAAGAACUUUUUCAGAUUGCUUACCUCAUAAAUUUAGUUCAGAUGAAUAUCUCAAUAAAACAGAGGGAAAUGCUAUAUCAGCAGUUAUAGAAGAAGAAAAACCAAAACCAUUAUUGCAAAAAAAAGAUGAUAAGGUGUGGCGCAAUGUUUCUUCUGCUAUGAUAAUUGCAGAAGCAGUCUGGGAUCAUGGAAGUAUGAAACCAGAUGAACUUUCAUUCUCUUCUGGUGCCGUCAUAUAUGUGUUGUUUACAGAUGAUGAUAAUUGGUGGUGGGGGAUUCAUAAUGGAGUUAUGGGUUGGUUUCCAGUGUCUUAUGUUAGGUUAAGAGUAGACCAAGAAAUAGACAGAGAUUCUGAACAUUUCAGAGAGUUACAUUCUUUAAAAGAAGAAUCUCUAUUUCCUUCUCAACUUUGUGCUGCUUCAAACAAAACCCUUGAGCACAUGGCAAAAGUACGUGCAAAAUGUGUUGAAGAGUUGCUCAACACAGAAAAAGUGUAUGUAAAACUUUUGAAAGACAUUAUUCAGGGUUACGUUAUGGAAGUUGAUGCUGAAACACGAUUAUUCACACCAGAAGAUAAGCAAAUACUUUUCAGCAAUAUAGAAGAGCUUUAUUUUUUUCAUCAGGUAUUUUUAGCUGAUCUUCAAAAAGCUGUCAAUAUGGAAUGGAUGGAGAAAAGUGUGGUUGGCCCUGUGUUUCUGAAACAUCAAUCAAAUUUUGAAAUCUACUCAAAUUAUUGUAAUAAUCAACCACGGUCAAGUGCACGGCUAUCUGUUCUUUCAAAAGAGAAAAAAAUUAAUGUUUUUUUUGAGUCAUGUCGGCUUCGUCAAAAUAUGAUUCGUUUAUCACUUGAUGGAUUUUUGCUAUCACCUGUUCAGAGGAUUUGCAAGUAUCCAUUACAAAUUAAAGAAUUAAUUAAACACACUAUGGUAGAUCAUCCUGACUUUUCACAGUUACUCGAAGCUCAAGCUUGUAUGCAAAAUGUUGCUUCACUGAUUAACGAGCGUAAAAGACGCCUUGAAAACAUUAAUAAAUUAGCCAUGUGGCAACUUUCUAUAUCUAAUUGGAAAGAUGAAGACUUGGUAAUUAAGAGUAGUAUGUUGCUUCAGAAAGGAACUCUUAACAAAAUUUCAAACAAUAAAUUUAUUAAAUGCAGUUUAUAUUUGUUUGAUCAUCAAUUGAUUGUUCUGCGUCAAGAAUCUCAAAAAAAACCAGCGCUAUUAUAUUUACAUCGCAUUGAUUUAGACCAAGCGAAAAUAGAAGAUUUAGCCGAUGGAUCGGUAACUGUAAAUAAUGAAACGGUUAAUAAUAUCUUUAGAGUUUGGUGUGAAAAACGUCAAAAAUGGUACACGUUUUCGGUAUUAAACACAGACUUAAAGCUUCUAUGGAAGAGUGCUUUUAUUGAAGAAAGACGAGUUGUCAAUGAAGAAAUUCAAAAAGGCUUCGUCGUUUCAACAGAAGUUCGUGCAGCUGCAAUGGAAAAUGCGUAUAAUCAGUAUAUUGCAGAACGAAAAAAAAUCCGUUUAAAAUCUGUAAGUACCGCUCAUCCAACAGAACUUGAAACAUUCAAAACCUUUACAUAUGCGACCAUGGUUGAACCGUUUAUUCAUGUGGGAACCGAUCAAGUCGUUCGCCGUGCAAACAAAAAAGAUCGUAGCAAAUCCUUUCGUCAUUCUUUACAUGGUUUUAUUUUUGAAAAGUUAUCGUGAAGUUUCUUUUUUCGUAUUUUAAAUUUAAAUUUUAAUUAAAAAAAUUUUAGGCUUGUUAAA
Hydra vulgaris (swiftwater hydra) is the source of this 2817-nucleotide messenger RNA. Its product is annotated as rho guanine nucleotide exchange factor 9. Gene Ontology annotation, cellular component: cytosol. Gene Ontology annotation, biological process: intracellular signal transduction. The record is from RefSeq and is a predicted model, not a curated record. Gene Ontology annotation, molecular function: guanyl-nucleotide exchange factor activity; protein binding. Lineage: Eukaryota; Metazoa; Cnidaria; Hydrozoa; Anthoathecata; Hydridae.